Molecule: messenger RNA, 2526 nt
Organism: Thyridium curvatum
Lineage: Eukaryota; Fungi; Ascomycota; Sordariomycetes; Thyridiales; Thyridiaceae
Exons: 2
Coding region: 1-2526 (841 amino acids)
Biological process (GO): regulation of DNA-templated transcription; DNA-templated transcription
Molecular function (GO): zinc ion binding; DNA binding; DNA-binding transcription factor activity, RNA polymerase II-specific
Source: RefSeq, a predicted model, not a curated record
AUGGAGAAGAUGCCCCAACCCAGCAACAGAACGCGGCGCAUCCCCAACAUCCGAGAGGCGAAGACCUGCAAGACCUGCGUGUCAUGUCGUGUCAAGAAGGUCCGCUGCUGCGGCACACGCCCCAGGUGUACCGAGUGUGUCAAUGAUGAUCUUGACUGCGCUUACCCUCAAGAUGCGCGGAGCCAGCCCCGGCCGUCUCGGGCGCGGCUCCGGACCCUCGAAGCAACGGUGACCAACAUGCUGGAAUACAUGAAGGCAUCUGGCAUCGCGGCCCCAGAUUCCCGGCCUGAGCAAUGGAUCUCUGGCGCCCACCCUGUCGUCGGGCUCGGCGCGCCGUCAUUUCGCAGUCCCCCAGCUUCGAGGCAAGGGCUCCUUGAGUUGGCUUCCGUUGCAGCUGGCACACACGACAUGGACGCCCAGGCGGAGUCAACACCGGCGCCUCUGCUACAACCGAGCGAUCAGAACGCACCAACAUCUAUUCCAGCCACUCUAGGGGAGCCCGGAGAGGAACACCGUCCUGUGGUUCAUUUCAAUGCUGCAAGCCCUCAAGUCAGCCCUUGCGACGAUGACCUGACUGGUGGAAAUUACUUCGAUGGCUCAGGACUGAGUGUCGACGGAUCGCCAUCAAAUCCAAACAGCUCAGAAGGCCGUGCUCGCCAAAACAGGGGUACCGAAGCGACAAGUACUGCCAGUCUCUCGCCAGGAGAGGCGCGGCUGGCCGCAAUUCUUCGCGAUGAUGGGUGCAUUUCCUCGGUACACGGCCUAACCAGCGUCCUCAAUCAUAUGCCCAGGAGAGAACCAACCCAGAAACGCUCCAACGAACCGAUACAAGAGCUUGUUUCUGCUGCUGUCAAGGCUCGUCUCAUCAGCUACGCGGCAUUACAGAGUCAGCGUGAAAGCUGGAUCUACAACCAACCACGAAUCAAGGUUGAUUUUGAUGAGUGUGAUCCCGGUUUGGCCAAGCAUCUUCUCGAUCUUCAUUUCAAUCGCUUUCAUUAUGCCUACCUCAUAUCCUACCGCCCAGCCAUUAUUGAUAGCUUGGCGAGCGGUGGAGGCCCGUGGGUCAACAACCUGCUUCUCAAUGCGAUCUUCUACUCCAGCUCCCUGUUCAGCGACAGGUCGUGUCUUCAGGCAGACCCCGAUGAUCCUCAGAGCAUUGGAGCGCAUUUCUAUGAUCGUUUUUGCCAGUUAUUGGGCAAAGAACUGUCGAAACCGCCGAGUAUUCCCACUGCUGCGGCCCUGCUUCUGACCAGUUCUUCUCUUGUGUCUCACGGACGAUCGAGUGCUGGAUGGAAUCUUUCCGGGCUUGCCUACCGUAUGGUGAUCGACCUCGGCUGUCAUCUUACUCUGGAAUCAAGCUCUGGUACCGAAUCGGGAGGACAUUCUGAAAACACAACACAUUUCAAUGAUGUUGAACAGGAGAUGAGGAAGAGGCUCUACUGGGGCGCCAUGGCAAUCGAUGCCACCCAGGCUUUGUUCCUCGGACGUCCUUGCAUGUUAGCCCCGAUAGAAGCCAGAGUACCGCUUUCAUUUCUGGACACCUUCGAGGAGCUGGAGAAGUGGGAACCGUACAUCGAUCCCGAGACACCGUCUAGUCGUCCCCCAGCAUAUACGCCUCAGCCAGCGUAUGGAGUAUCCACCUUCAUUGCUCUCUCACGUCUUUUCCAAAUCGCUACGCGAAUUAUCCAGUUGUAUGGAAUCAAUGCCAUAAGAUCUAGAAAAGACUACAUCCAGCAAGAGUUGAUGGAAAGCGAUCAAGCACUCCAGCACUGGAGUGCGUCGCUGCCGAAUCACCUUCGUUUCGAUCCGGACGGCCCUUCAAUACCUCCACCGCAUCAGAUUGUACUUCAUGCCGCAUUCCAUGCCCUGACUAUCCUUCUCCAUCGAGCAUUCUUGGAGAAUGGCCAUCUUUGGCACCAUUCCAACGACAGCAUACGGCGGCGCAGCGAAGAUACAUGCACCCAGAGCGCGCUCAGCAUCGGAAAAUACGUGCGAUGCUACCGCGAUACCUUCACCUUGCGCGGCGCGCCAUUUAUGUUGUCCUAUGCGGCGUACUCAGCAGUGGUCAUCAUCCUCGAUCGAGAGCGGCACAGACGGGGUGACUACGUAAAGCUGAUAUCAUUCUACUGGACCUGCUUGAGUGAAUUGCAACAGGGGUGCAACUUUGGAAUGAAGAAGCCAUUGACUGUACUGAAGGAUAUGGUCCGCGAGUACGAGAUCAGUGUCAAGGAGACAGGCACAGGCCGGCCUGAUGACGACAGCCUUCCAGUAGAGCAGAUUGGCCUCGAUGAAAGUUUCUUCUCAGCGCUCCCUGUGGAACCGUCAUACAAUCAUUCUACACUGUCUGAGCAGGCUGCCCUGCAGGUCAGCGACGGGUUCAUGCCUGACGGCGGCGAGCUCAGCCACCCUCACGAUCCGUACUUCACCUCCACACAAGGCACGAUGGGGUACAUUGAUGGCCAGGAGAGCACUUUGUGGCAUGACACGCUCUACGGCCUCUUUACCACGUCGUUACCGUUUGGGUAA